AUGUAUCGAUUUCGAAUAAUAUAUUUACUCGGCGUCUUCUUUUUUCAUUUUUUUGAAUCAUUUUUAUUUCCUUCUUUAAUUAUUUCUUUACUUCUUUUCUUUUUCUUUUUCUCUUUUUCGUUUUCAGUCUUUUCUAUGUCUUUUAUCUUCCUUAUCCUUUCUCUUCGCGUUUCUCAUCUUUUUUUCUUUUUUUAUUCUUUUUUUUUUUUCAUUCAUUCUUGUUUGGUUCUGUUCCUUUCCUUACCGUUUUCUCGCAUUUUUUUUCACCUUUUUUUUAUUCUCUCUUUUUCUUUUUUCUUUCGUUCUUUUCUUAUUCUUCUUCAUAUUUCCUUCUUUCUUCUGUUAAUCUUUUGUUGUCUUUUCUUUUUCGUUCUUUUCGUUUACUUUUCUCUUUUACUCUUUUUUUCUCCAAUUUUCUCUCUUUUUUAUUUUCUUUUCUUUUUGCUUUAUUUUUUAUUUUUUCUCACUUUUUCUUUUUUUUUUCUUUGUCUUUUUAAUAUUUCUUUUCUUGCUUUUUUGUUUCUUCUUAAUUUCUUCCAUUUCUAUUCUUUUUUAUUCCUUUCAAUUUCAUCGUUUUUUCCUGCCUUGUCUGUUUUUUUUUGUUCUUUCUUCCUUUAUUUUCUUUCUUUUUUCUCUUAUAGCUGUUUUCCUUUUCUUCUUUCUUUCCUUUUUCUACUCUCUUUCUUUCUUUCUUGUCUCUAUAUUUUCUACAUUUUUCUGUUCUAUGUUUUCUCCUUAUUUCGUUCUCUUUUUCCGUCAAUUUUUCGAUUUUCUAUUACCAUUUACUUUUAUUUAUUUCUUUGUAAUAAUUUUCUUUCUGUAUAA
Molecule: messenger RNA, 825 nt
Organism: Acanthosepion pharaonis
Lineage: Eukaryota; Metazoa; Mollusca; Cephalopoda; Sepiida; Sepiidae
Source: the annotation of a GenBank genome assembly